Messenger RNA from Arabis nemorensis, 963 nucleotides. The record is from the annotation of a GenBank genome assembly. Lineage: Eukaryota; Viridiplantae; Streptophyta; Magnoliopsida; Brassicales; Brassicaceae.
AUGGAGGAAACAAACAUUCCGCAUUAUUCCACCGCCGAUCUUCUUCCGGACUCUUCCUCCGCCGCUAUUCGCUCUCACCAGCCGUCUGAUGGAAUCAGCAAUGAGGAAGCCGAAUCGUUUCAUAAGAAGGAAAACUGUUCUGGGCACAAGCUGGAAGAAAUGUCUGGUGGUGACAUAAUCCCUGAAAAUGGUAAAGUUGAUUCAAGUUACAAGACAGGAUUCCAUUGCCAUCAAUAUCAGCGGAGGAUGAGUUUGACAUCGAUUGUGGCGCUGGAGCCUCCUUCAACUCACGAUUCUCCCAUUAGGAGAAUCAUCGAUCUCGGCAGUGGAAGCAAUCUCAUCUACAUUCAGAGGUUUCUUCCUUUUCAACGAUCUUGGAAUUUCUUUGAUUAUCUCGACAACCAUAUUCCUUGGACCAGGCCCACCAUUCGCAUCUUUGGUCGAUCUUGCCUCCAGCCGAGAGAUACUUGCUACAUUGCAAGUAGCGGAUUGACCGCGCUGGUUUAUAGUGGAUAUCGACCUAAUGCCUAUUCUUGGGAUGAUUUCCCACCUCUUAAGGAGAUUCUGGAUGCUAUUUACCAAGCGCUUCCUGGAAGCAGAUUCAACAGCUUGCUUUUAAAUAGGUACAAAGGGGCCAAUGACUAUGUGGGUUGGCAUGCAGAUGAUGAAAAGCUAUAUGGUCCAACUCCCGAAAUUGCUUCAGUCUCGUUUGGAUGCGAACGUGAUUUUGUGUUGAAGAAAAAGAAACACGAAGAAUCUUCCCUUGAGAAAACAGGGGAUGGUGGAUCAGCGAGGAAGAGGUUAAAGAGAAGUAGCAGAGAUGAUCAACAAAGUUUGACAUUGAAGCAUGGAUCGUUGCUGGUAAUGAGGGGAUACACGCAAAGGGAUUGGAUUCAUUCCGUACCAAAGCGUGCAAAGGCAGAGGGCACUCGUAUCAACCUCACCUUCAGGCUUGUUAUGUAA